Anopheles nili is the source of this 2149-nucleotide messenger RNA. It is a transcript of the gene l(3)72Dn, whose product is annotated as U3 small nucleolar RNA-associated protein 4 homolog. Gene Ontology annotation, molecular function: protein binding; RNA binding. Lineage: Eukaryota; Metazoa; Arthropoda; Insecta; Diptera; Culicidae. The transcript is spliced from 2 exons. Gene Ontology annotation, biological process: maturation of SSU-rRNA from tricistronic rRNA transcript (SSU-rRNA, 5.8S rRNA, LSU-rRNA). The record is from RefSeq and is a predicted model, not a curated record. Gene Ontology annotation, cellular component: small-subunit processome; 90S preribosome; t-UTP complex. The coding region runs from base 5 to 2110 and encodes 701 amino acids.
AAAAAUGAAAAUGGUCUCCAAACUACCCGCCAGGGAGUGUCAGCUACAUAACGUACAGUUCUACAACCUUCUGCCCCGUGGAAUAGCAUGUUCCUCGUUCAGCCAAUCACAGAAGAAGCUAGCAUGUGCGAGGGACGAUGGUACGAUCGAAAUCUGGAACAUGGCACACGCACCGUUCCUGGAGAAAACGAUCCCCGGUGGGGAAGGUGUGUCGGUCGAAGGAAUUGCCUGGGCCGGCAUCCGUCUGUUCGUCGUCAGCCUCGCCGGGUCGCUGGUUGAGUGGGAGCUAAAGCCCGAUAGCGAUCGACCGCGCGUGAAGCAGUCGGUCUACGUGACGGGCAACGCUGCCUGGUGCAUAGAUGUAAGCCGUGAUGAGCGGCUGCUGGCCGUGGGUACAGACGGCGGUUACAUCAACGUGUACCGGUUGGACAACGGCGAGAUCACGUACGAGCGCAUCCUAGAUAAGCAGGAGGGUCGUAUCGUUUGCUGCUGUUUCGACUGGAGCGGCGACUUUUUGGUGACCGGAUCGACGAACGCCGUGCGCGUGUGGGACGUGCGGAAGGGCCACGCCGUGCACAAGAUGACGGUUGGGCGAUCGAACCCGAACACCGACACCAACGUUUGGGCCGUUUACGUGCUGAAGGAUUUCACCAUUGUGUCGGCCGAUUCCCGAGGCAAAAUGGUGGUGUACGACGGGCAACAGGGUACCGUCUUAGAAAUCCACUGCAUCUCAAAGGCGGAUCUGCUCUGCCUGGCGAUGGACGAAGUAAAUCAAAUCCUGUUCGUUUCUGGCGUGGAACCCAGCAUUCGUACGUUCCACUACGUGGAAGCGGAAGUUGGACGGCAGAAAAACGCCAAUUCGGCACACGGACCGCCGGGAAAGUAUUUCGCACGACACAUAACCCGGCGUUGUCAUACGCACGACGUCAAAACGAUGGUCACAUUCGGGAACAGUCUCGUGUCAGGCGGUGUCGACGGGACGCUGGUCGUGACUUCUUUCCCACCCUAUCGAAUAGAUAAGUACUUGCCGCUGUUGCCGGGUUCGGCCGUCAUCGUGGCCCACGACAGUCGGAUGGUGCUGCUGCGUUACCUCAACUACCUCGAGGUCUGGUCGUUGGCCCCCCAAGAAAAGCUCUCGCUGGGUGGCGUCAAGCUGCUGCAGAUUCGCAGCAAAAAGGACGAACACAUCGCCACGGCCGCGAUCUCUCCGAAUGGGCGGUGGAUCGUCUACUCGACGGAAAGCACUAUCCGGUUGUUCCGGUACGACUGCGAACUGGCGGAUCCGACGAACUCGUGUCUCGAGCGUGUCCGGAAUCCACCGGAGCAGUUCUCUGUCUGCUAUCGCGUUGACUUUACGCACGAUUCCGCUGGCAUGUUCCUGUACCAUCGGUCGGGGACGAUUCACUUUUUCAGCUGCACUGGCGACGACAACGAGGAGUGGGACCACUGCCAAUCGAUCGAGGCCGGGCGGUGGCUAACGGACACGAUCCAUCUGUCGGCGGUAUCGCGCUGCAAUCGCUACCUCGUGUGCGCGGACGUGGCCAGUGCGAUCGUAGUAUUCGAGAGAUCCGGCAGCAAGUGGAAGCGAUCGAUAUCUCUCCCGCGCUACAAACUGCCCCCGACGGCUAUCGCGAUUCAACCGAACCGAACACGGCUGGCCGUUGCCUUUGCGGAUUACAAGCUAUUCCUGUACGACUUCGAUCAGUUCCAGUUCGUGUUUUCUGCGUACGUGCAGUUCGACACGUUGAACCCGGAACUGAUGAACCAACCGAUUUCCGGGAUCACAUGCGAUCCUCGGCACGAAUCCACACUGCUGUUGCAGAGUGCUUCCCACAUCCUAACGCUGCGUUUCGGCGAAGAUAUCGAAGACGAGGAGAUGAUGCUGAAAGAGUCGUCGAAGAAGAAGAAGAAACAAACGAGCGGCAACGAGAACGACAGCAACGAGGGCAGCCUCUCGGAGUACAAACUGCAGGUGGUUCGCGAAACUCCCCGGCUCGUGGCCAUCGAUUGGCUCGGCGAAGACGAACUGGUGGCGGUUCAGGCAAACUCACUUUCGAUGGUUGAACAUCUGCCAGCACCAUUCCGAAGGAAGAUAUACGGCACGGCGUAGUGGCCACGUGUACGCUGCACUGUCAUGGGUAUAAUGGCG